AAUCAAAAGAAAAAAAAAGAAAGGAAAAGGUCGAACAAGGUACACUUUAGGUACACUUUCUAGAAAGAUACUUUUCAUACCGCCCUCGCUAGCAUAGCUCGAAGAAAUUGGUGGAAUGCAGGAGAUCCAGAAGAUCAUCCGAUUGCACAGUUAUGUUAAAGCUUAAAGCUCAGCUUAGGCAUGCAAUAGGUACAGGCGAAUAGACUUUAUUCAUGUGAAAUCAUUCCCCUGCAUAGUUUCACUUACGGCACACGUAUAUAUAGAUUUUCGUGAUUUUCGCAAUCGCAGAGUGAAUGGUGAAGACACGUGGAGUUACAUAACUUCCAAUUUUUCACUAUUAUCUAAUCAUCCGCUGUUUAUAUGGAUUAAUAAAUCCGAAGAGUGGCGUUAGCUGAACUACCCGAGGGAAAAGUGAAAAUAAAGUGAAAUUCUUGAAAGAAGCAAAGGUACGUUAGUCCACCGUGGAAAGAUAAGGUUCUGACACAGUUUUAUUUAGGGAUAGGAGUACUGGAAAAUCUUAAUACAGCCAAGCCGGCCAACCAAUCUACGGUAUCAACUACUAAAACAACCAAGCUGACCGUUUGGGAGUUAGCGCAGUGCACAUCCACGGCGGCAAAGUGAAGGCUGAACCGCUGACGUUGGGCUAGCUCAAUAUCGGAAAUCAUUUACGGCUCGUGAAAGACCAACCACCAUACACCACUGCUGGACGUCCGAAUUUCAGUUUGAACCUGCCGAUCUCAUAAAAAAAGCCGGAGGACAUAAUCGUCACCAACCUACGAAAACUUACAAAGGAUUGAUGCAUACAAAUGAAUCCGUCAAAGUCAUCUUGGGCCCAACGAUACACCGAUGAGUUUAACCAAUUACUACCCCUCCACCUCCCACAAGCAAGAUGUCGUCGCCUCCACUGCUGCUGCUCUUACUCCUUUUGUUUUUCUUUGUGGGCUGCCUGCCGCUGUCGACGCUGACGCUGGAGAAUGUUACUUUAGCAGCGGUGCCUGCCCCUGCCCCUGCCCCAGCCUCUGAUGGUGCCGUGGUCACUGCCGCCUCCGGAGUUGCCUCCACCGCUGCUGCGGCUGCUCCAGCUGUCACGGCCAGCUCCAGUACGGCGGCGGCCAUGAUAACCACGGACUUUGAUAAUCUCACGGUGAGCAGCAGCAACAGCAACAACGAUUCCAGCGAUGAACAGACCAACAACGAUAACAGCAACAGCAACUCCCACGCGAACAGCAACCAAAGCGUGGCCACAACCACAACGGCCACUGCCCAUCAGGAUCAACAGGAGGCCACACCCCUGGGACAGGGGUUGGUCCCACCCACGGCUGGCCCUGGAUCCGGCUCCAACGGCACAGGUGGAGGAGGCGCUGAUCCUCACCAGCACGAGAUCAUCGGCUCAGCGAGUCCCACCAAGGGCGAACAGGAAGCUAUACUGCGAGCGCUGGACUGGCUGAAGGAGAAGCGGGCCUCGGACUACGGCUGGGGCAACGACACCCAUGUGGUGAUCCUGGCCAAGGAGCUGUCUGGCGGCCGGGACCCCAACGAGAGUGCCGAUGGUCACAUGCAGGUGAUCCAAGAGCUGGAGGACACGCUGUCCGUGAAGGAAAUGGAAAUCGAGAUACUGGCGAUGCUGGACCGCCACCACACGCUACCCAAACCCCUCAAUCUGGACAAGCUGGCGCGCUAUGUGCUGGCGCUCGGGUCGCUGUGCAAGGACCCCAAGCACUUCCACGGCCACGAUCUGGUUGCCACACUGCAGCACCAUGAGCCGGCCCAGGACAUCGAGUUCGCCCUGACGACACUGUCCGCCUGCAGUUCGGCGGCGCAUGUGCGGAAGCGGCAGAUACGUCGCCUCCUGGACAUCGCAAGCGGUGUGACGGACCAGAGCGUGGACGCCAUUGCCAUGGUCAUACUGGCCCUGCGGUGCAUCGUCACCGAUCACCGCCAUCGCCAUCUCCAGCACUUUGUCCGCCGGCCCGCCCGCGGCCUGGCCAGCCUGCAGGACCAGCGCGGUAGCUUCGGAUCGUUGCGCAGCACGGCCCUGGCCAUGCAGGCGCUGCAGGACCUGGAGUACGAUCCGGCCGGGCACUGGAACCGCACAGCCGCCUCGCGCUACAUUCUCAGCCGACAGCGGGCCGACGGCGGCUGGAGCGAGGAGCCGCUCCAAGAUGGUCAGGAGCCGGACAUCGGUGUCGGCCUCACCGCAGACAUUAUUCUGGCCCUGGGCUGGAAGGGCCUCGGCGCCGUGCGCGCCCUCCAGUGCGAUCAUGUGAUACGGGAGAGCAGCGAUCCAACGGAGAACGGUGAGCCGAAGCUGGCGGUACCAUUUGGCCUGAGCUCUUCGGCAGAGGAGUCAGACGCGAAGAACAUUUCCUACACCUACACGCUCUGGGUGGGCUCCAAUGUGAGCGAGGCCUUCUCCCUAUCCCUGGUCUCGCCGAAGAACACGAGCUUCUUCAAGGCCAUGACCCAGGCGGCCGAAAUGGAUCCCAGAUUCAUCUUCGAGGCGCGCGAAUGGCCCAAUGGCCACUACGUGCACACCCUGUAUGGCAAGAAGGAGGAGCCGCGAGGGUACCACUACUGGCUGCUCUACCGAUUGCCCGAACUACCCGAUCCCAACAAUACGCCUGGGAAUCAGCUUAUUGCGCCUGUUGGUGUCGAUGAGCUAAUGGUCGAGGACGGCGAACACUAUCUAUAUUGGUAUAAGAAACUCUAAGCACGGGGAGAGCAUUGCCUGCCGGCCUUAGACGAAGCUGCAGUUAAAUCCACUAAGCAGAGUCGAUAAAAACACAUUAAAUGCUUUAGCUAUCGGGCCAUACAGACAGACACACACAGCCACACACAUACAAACACACACACAAGUAUAUAAUAUAUAGGUAUAUAUACUGCAUAUAUAACUGAAUAAUAAUGGCGUAAUCAAAAAAUCGAAACACAAACACCCAACAACAGCAGGCACAGGGCAUUGAACUUAAGGGCAUUGAGGUGACGCAAACAGAAAGGUGUACGGAAUUGACGUCACAGCGGAGUAGACUGUGCACACACAUCCCAUCCCAUCCCCCACCCACCCAACCAACCCAACCAAAACUGAUCUCUCGAUUCUCUGAUUCUGAGCGGGAAUGCAGCCGCACCUCAGUCGAAUACUUAUGCAUAGCGAUAACUGAACGAAAUGAAAAAAAGAAAAACAAAUCUAACGAUACAUAUAUGUAUGAAAUGCACCAACAGCAGCAGGCUUCGAACGGUUAACCGCACUAACGGUACCAAUCCGUCCGUUUUAGGCCCCCCGUUUUGAACCGCCUCUCCCUCCAACCAUCCGCAAAAGCUUCGCUUGCAAAUCGCUGCAAUUUCGUUCCUCGUUAAUAGAAAAACUAAACAAUCCCUUACACCCUUAGACCCUUGAAAGAUAAACCGAAACAAACACACAAUAAAAUGAAAUAUGCUUCAGAUAUGUUAAUGUAACAGUAAAACAGUAAA
Drosophila pseudoobscura is the source of this 3465-nucleotide messenger RNA. RefSeq lists its product as uncharacterized. Gene Ontology annotation, molecular function: cobalamin binding. Bases 890 to 2710 code for a protein of 606 amino acids. Lineage: Eukaryota; Metazoa; Arthropoda; Insecta; Diptera; Drosophilidae. The transcript has 7 exons. The record is from RefSeq and is a predicted model, not a curated record. Gene Ontology annotation, biological process: cobalamin transport.